This is a messenger RNA of Phragmites australis (common reed), 1340 nucleotides long. RefSeq lists its product as uncharacterized. Gene Ontology annotation, cellular component: mitochondrion. The coding region runs from base 43 to 1113 and encodes 356 amino acids. The transcript has 3 exons. NCBI's taxonomy places the organism in Eukaryota, Viridiplantae, Streptophyta, Magnoliopsida, Poales, Poaceae. The record is from RefSeq and is a predicted model, not a curated record.
AAAAAUAGCUCAUGAGGGAAUCGGGGAAGACGGUAGAAGCACAUGGGUAACAAGAUCUUUUCCUCCCACCACCCGCCCUCCCCCUCCAACUCCGUCGACCCUGCCGGCGGAGGCGGAGGCGGAGGCGGCAUGGACCGGUGGACCGGCGUCCUCCACGUACCUCUCUCACGAGGCGGCCCCCUCUUCCGCGUCGCCGCCUCGCUCAUCCUCUUGUCCGCCAAGACGCUUGCAGUUCCAAGGGCCAACGCGGUCCUCUUCAUGGGCGACCGCGUCCGCGGCACCGGAGACCCGGUGAUCGAGCGGCUCUCGGACGCGGCCCACCUCGCCGGGGUCCUCGCUGGAAAGCUCUCCGGGGAUACCAACGCAUGGGUGAUUGAUGCGCCUUGCUUCGCCGGGCCAUUUGCGGUCUACCGACUGCUUGUCCCGUCCGUGGACGCCGCUGGCGAUCCCAAGGGGUAUGAUCCCAAUGGCUUCCCUGCCGCGGCGGGCAUAGCUAGCAUCUUGGUGCAUGGCAUUGGUGAGCAGAUACAAAAUAAGAUCUCGGGGUGCUCAUUGAAGGACUCUCCUGUCAAUCAGCAUCCUGCAGCAUCAUUGUCAUCCUAUUGUCCUCCUAGGACUAUCAUCCUGGGGUUCAGUAAGGGUGGAGUUGUUGUCAAUCAGCUUGUGACAGAACUUUCUUGUUGGGCAUCGAAACCGAUGAAAAGCUCAGUUGAUGUUUCACGACCAGAUCCAUCUCAUGUGACCCAUAGUCUCCUGGUUCCUACUUCAACCAGUGAUGUUUUAUCAAGUAUUUCUGAAUUCCAUUAUGUGGAUGUUGGCCUCAAUUGUGCUGGAGCGUACAUUACUGACCAUACAGUGAUCAAGGAGUUAGGCCAUUAUGUUUUGCAUACUAGUAGGAACCUCCAUUUUGUUCUUCAUGGUACUCCGAGGCAGUGGUCUGAUCCAAACCGCCUGUGGAUCAGGAAGGAGAAAGACAUUAUGACGCAGCUGCUUCGAGAUGAGACUCAAAGGUGCGAAGGGAGACUUAUGGCAUCUGAAAAGAAGUAUUUUGAUAGUAGACCGUGCAGUCUGCGGAUGCAUUUUGAGAUUUUGGAAGCAAUGGACAUCAGCUGAUAUUGGAUCUGUGCAGCUUGUAGCCUUGGACCCUCCUGAUGUACAAAUAACAGAAUGUGGAUAUGCUUGAGGGUUUUUUGUUCUUUCCUCCAUGCUUACUUCAAGGUAGUGCCAUUCCGUUAGUCGUCCUGUAUAUGAGAAGUCAUAGCUGAACAAUCAAAUACAGUUCAAUACCUCAAAUCAAACGAUGUACGGAGUAUGUCAAUGGAUUGCUUUAUCGAUGGACA